Messenger RNA from Seriola dumerili (greater amberjack), 6087 nucleotides. RefSeq names its product coiled-coil domain containing 88A (gene ccdc88a). The record is from RefSeq and is a predicted model, not a curated record. Bases 1 to 6087 code for a protein of 2028 amino acids. Gene Ontology annotation, biological process: cytoplasmic microtubule organization; cytoskeleton-dependent intracellular transport. The transcript has 36 exons. Gene Ontology annotation, molecular function: microtubule binding; dynein light intermediate chain binding. Gene Ontology annotation, cellular component: cytoplasm; centrosome. NCBI's taxonomy places the organism in Eukaryota, Metazoa, Chordata, Actinopteri, Carangiformes, Carangidae.
AUGGAAAGCGAGGUUUUCACCCCUUUGCUGGAGCAGUUUAUGCUCACGCCUCUGGUCUGCUGGGUGAAGACAGUCGGACAGCCGACAGUGACCGAUGGCACCAAAUUAUCGGAAUAUAUUGAAUUAGUGGAUGGGAUUUACCUGAACGAGAUAAUGCUUGAGAUAAACCCUAAGGCCACAGUGCAGAGGACCAACAAGAAAGUGAACAAUGACCCCACACUGCGCAUCCAGAACCUUUCUAUUCUCAUCAGGCAGAUAAAAGCCUAUUAUCAGGAGAGUCUCCAGCAACUGGUAAUGAUGCCUUUACCAAAUGUCCUGGUACUGGGCCGAAACCCUCUCUCUGAGCAAGGUCUGGAAGAGAUGAAGAAACUAUUGCUGCUGCUACUAGGCUGUGCUGUUCAGUGCGAGAAGAAGGAAGACUACAUUGAGCGUAUCCAGAUCUUGGACUUUGACAGCAAAGCUGCCAUAGCAUCCCACAUCCAAGAGGUGACUCAUAAUCAGGAGAACGUAGUGGACCUGCAGUGGUUGGAAAGUGGGGAAAUGCCUCCUGAGGAUCUGGACAACCUCUCCAGAAACCUGGCUUUUCACCUCAAACGCUUGGUGGAUGAAAGGGACACACAGCUGGAGACUAUAGUGGAGUUAACCCAGGAGAGAGACUGUGUGCAGUUGUCUCCACUGGCUCCCUGUCCAACACAGUCCCCUGGCGACUCCCCCAGCAUGAGGAGGACUGAAAGCCGACAACAUCUCUCUGUGGAAUUGGCUGAUGCCAAGGCCAGGAUCCGGCGCCUGCGACAGGAACUAGAGGAGAAGAGUGAGCAGCUUUUGGACACCAGACAGGAGCUUGAGAACAUGGAGGUGGAGCUCAAGAGGCUUCAGCAAGAGAGCUACCAGCUGCUGUCGGACGCCCGGUCGGCUCGGGCCUACCGUGACGAGCUGGACGCACUCAGAGAGAAAGCGAUCCGUGUCGACAAACUGGAGAGCGAGCUGAGCCGAUACAAGGAGAGACUCCACGACAUUGAGUUUUACAAGGCCAGAGUCGAGGAGCUGAAGGAGGACAACCAGAUCCUGCUGGAGACUAAGACUAUGCUGGAGGAGCAGCUGGAUGCUAGCAGGACCCGGUCUGACAAACUGCACCUCCUAGAAAAAGAGAAUUUGCAGCUCAAAUCCAAGAUCCACGACCUGGAGAUGGAGCGGGACAUGGACCGUAAGCGUAUGGAGGAGCUGUUGGAAGAGAACCUCGUGCUUGAGAUGGCCCAGAAACAGAGCAUGGAUGAGUCUCUGCACCUGGGCUGGGAGUUGGAGCAACUAUCCAAGACACCGGAGCUGACUGAAGCCCCUCAGAAGUCUCUGGGUGAGGAGGUGAAUGAGCUGACCUCGAGCCGCCUGUUGAAGUUGGAGAAAGACAACCAGACCUUGCUGAAGACUGUGGAGGAGCUAAGAGGAGCAGCCAGUCAGGACACCUUCGGGAAACUGUCUAAAGUCAACCACGAAAACCAGAGACUGAACCAGAAAUUGGAGCUGCUGCAGAGUGAGCUGACAGCAGACAGAGAGUCGCUCCGCAGCGCCGAGUCGCUCAGCACUGACCUGAUGAAGGAGAAGGCUUUACUGGAGAAGACUCUCGAAACACUUAGAGAAAACUCUGAGAGACAGCUGAAGGGUCUGGAGCAGGAGAACAAGCACCUGGGCCAGACGGUGUCGUCUCUGCGUCAGCGCUGCCAGGUUGGUGCUGAGGCCCGGGUCAAGGAUGUGGAGAAAGAGAAUCGUGUUCUCCAUGAGUCCAUCUGCGAGACAACUGCCAAACUCAAUAAGAUGGAGUUUGAAAGGAAACAACUACGUAAGGAACUCGAAGUGAUGAAGGAGAAAGGUGAGAGAGCAGAGGAGCUGGAGAUUCAUAUGCAGAAGCUGGAGAGAGACAAUGAGAGCUUGCAGAAGAAAGUUGCCAGUCUUGGAAUCACCUGUGAAAAGGUGUCUUCUUUGGAGAAGGAGAACACAGAGCUGGAGGCAGAGGGCCGUCGUCUGAAGAAGAAGCUGGAUGCUCUAAAGAACAUGGCCUUCCAGCUGGAGGCUCUGGAAAAGGAGAACUCCCAGCUGGAGCAGGAGAACCUGGAGAUUCGGCGCUCAGCUGAGAGCCUCCGGUCGGCCGGGGCGAAGGCUGCUCAGCUGGAAGCUGAGAACAGGGAGCUGGAGAGUGAGAGGAGCCAGAUGAAGCGCAGCCUGGAACUGCUCAAAGCCUCGUCCAAGAAGACGGAAAGAUUAGAGGUGAGUUACCAGGGCCUAGAUACAGAGAACCAGCGCCUGCAGAAGGCUUUAGAGAACAGCAGCAAGAAGAUCCAGCAGUUGGAGGCAGAGCUGCAGGAGGUGGAGACUGAGAAUCAAACCCUCCAACGCAACCUUGAGGAGCUCAAGAUUUCCAGUAAACGCCUGGAGCAGCUGGAGCAGGAGAACAAGAGUCUGGAGCAGGAAAGCUCCCAGCUGGAGAAAGACAAGAAGCUUCUGGAGAAGGAAAACAAGCGGCUGAGGCAGCAGGCCGAGAUCCGCGACUCCAAGCUGGAUGACAGCAACCAGCGGAUCUCCACCUUGGAGAAAGAGAAUCGAACCAUGGGCAAGGAGAUGAUCUUCUUCAGGGACUCCUGCACGAGAGUCAAAGACCUGGAGCGAGAGAACAAGGAGCUGGUCAAACAGGCCACCAUCGAUAAGAAGACGCUCAUCACACUCAGAGAGGAGCUCGUGAGUGAGAAGCUGCGGACUCAGCAGAUGAAUAAUGAUCUGGAGAAACUGACCCAUGAGUUGGAGAAGAUUGGACUCAACAAGGAAAGGCUGCUCCAUGACGAGAGCUCAGAUGACAGGUUUAAGCUCCUGGAAACCAAACUGGAGUCGACUCUGAAAUCAUCUCUGGAGAUUAAAGAGGAGAAGAUUGCCGCCCUAGAGGCCAGACUGCAGGAGUCCUCGAAUCUCAACCAGCAACUUCGCCAGGAACUCAAGACAGUGAAGAAAAACUAUGAAGCACUGCGUCAAAGGGAGGAGGAGGAGAGGAUGGUGCAGAGCUCGCCCCCUAGAGGGGGGGAGGACCCUCAGUCUGUCAGUAAAUGGGAGAAAGAGAGCCAUGAAGCCACCAGGGAACUGCUGAAAGUCAAAGACAGACUCAUUGAAGUGGAGAGAAAUAAUGCCACACUGCAGGCUGAGAAGGCAGCCCUGAGGAGCCAGCUCAAACAACUGGAAACUCAAAGCUCCAACCUUCAGGCUCAGAUAGUGGCAGUGCAGAGACAGACUGCCUCCCUACAGGAGAACAACACAACACUACAGACACAGAACGCCAAGCUGCAGGUGGAGAACUCUACCCUGAGCUCGCAGAGUGCAGCCCUCAUGGCCCAGAAUGCCCAGCUGCAGAGUCAGCAGAGCAGCGUGGAGGGCGAGCGCGAGGGAGCGCUGAAGGAGAAAGAGGAGCUGAGGGCCACCUACGAGCUGCUCCUCCGCGACCACGAGAAGCUUGCGGCGCUCCAUGAAAGACAGGCAGCCGAGUAUGAAGCUCUGAUCGGAAAGCACGGGGGCCUGAAGAGCUCCCACAAGAGCCUGGAGCAGCAGCACAGGGACUUGGAAGACAAGUACAAGCAACUCCUGCAGAGGAAGGGGGAGCUGGAGGACCUGGAGAAAAAUCUGAAAGACCAGCAGGAAAAGAUGGCACUGGAGAACCAAACACACCAAGCUACAGCUGACCAGUGCAAACUGCUCAAAGAGGAAAAUGAUAGACUUAAUACUACCUAUCGACAGCUGGUGAAGGACAACGAGAAUCUCCAGCUGGACCAUAAGAACAUGAAGAGCCAGUUAAACAGCGCCAAGCUGGAUCAGACCAAGCUGGAGGCCGAGUUCUCUAAACUGAAGGAGCAGUACCAGCAGCUGGACAUCACCUCCACCAAGCUCACCAACCAGUGUGAAUUGUUGAGCCAGCUGAAAGGAAACCUGGAGGAGGAGAAUCGUCACCUGUUGGACCAGAUCCAAACUCUGAUGUUACAGAAUCGCACACUGCUGGAGCAGACCAUGGAGAGCAAAGACCUGUUCCACGUAGAGCAAAGACAAUACAUAGACAAGCUAAAUGAGCUGAGAAGACAGAAGGAGAAGCUGGAGGAGAAGAUCAUGGACCAGUACAAGUUCUAUGACCCCUCACCUCCACGCAGGCGUGGCAACUGGAUCACUCUGAAGAUGAAGAAGCUGAUCAAGCCUAAGAGCCGGGAUAGGAUGCGUUCUCUCACGCUGACUCCGUCUCGUUCAGAGUAUGGUGACGCUUUCCUGACGUUUCCCCACGACAGCCAGGACAGCUCGUCCAUAGGCUCCGGCUCCAACUCGCUGGACGACACACUCACACAAAAGAGGAGCAGCAGGAGGAGAGGGCAACAGUCCCAUGCCCAUGCCCAUGGGCAGGGUUCCAGCAAUGCUAUAAAAAGGUUGCCUUUCAUGAGGAACAGAUCCAAGGACAAAGACAAGGCCAAAGCCAUCUACCGGCGCUCCAUGUCCAUGAAUGACCUGCUGCAGACCAUGGCAGUGGCAGGUGGUCCUGGGGCUCAAUGGGCGUGCAGCAUCGAGAAUCUAGACGGAGCUGAGGCUGGAGAUGCCGGCAUGACGGGCAGCAGCAGGCGCAGCGGGCAGCGUAUGAAGGAGCUCGCCUUGUCCACCAAUGCUAUUGACUGUGCUGCCCUCACCCUGCCCACAGCAGGGCACAGCAGAGCCAAGCUUCGGCUUCAGGUCAAAGAUAAUGCCUCCUGUGAGGAUGUUGCCGGCUCCUCAGAUGACCCUAAGAGUCAAGCCACCAGACCCUCCAGUCUCCAUAGCAACAGGAUCAUCAGUAGUAAUAGUAACAAUAACUCCCACCUCACUUCUCCUCUGGAGGGCAAAGGCACGCUGAAUGGCAGCCUCAGCAGGCCUCACAGUGAGAGCAGCGGAGAGUUCAGCCUGAGCUUAGACCAGGAGGUGUGGUCCAGCAGCGGCAGCAGCCCUGUUCAGCAGCCCACCUCUUCGCGCUCCUCCCACCAGAGCCCCCUGCAGCUGCGCAGGUCGCUCGACCCGUCUGCUGCCGCAGGCAGCCCAGGCCAGACCCAGAUCAGGAAGACGGGAUCCCCAGGCAGUGAGGUGCUUUCCCUGCAGCAGUUCCUGGAUGAGGGUAUUGAUCCUGCAGAGUCUGGCAGUCAGGAGAACCUCACUGUAGACUCUCCUCGCCUCCCCACUUCAUCUGAGCAUGUGCAGAAAGAACGCACUUCGACAAAGGGCCGAGGCAUAUUGCGCUCAUCCAGCGGGAAAGCAACACUGGUCAGCUCCGACCGCCCGCCGAGAUCAUCGGGUCAACCAGGACGCCCGACCCUGCGGAAGGCGGAGAGCACCCGUGUGAAAGGCUCCGUCCCGGUCCGCUCCAGCCUGUCCUCGCAGGGCAAGGCCACAUCCGUCUCCGAACGACUGGAUUCAGCUUCCUCCACGCUGCCCCGGGCCAGUAGCGUCAUCUCCACGGCCGAAGGCACCACGCGGCGCACCAGCAUCCACGACCUGCUCUCGAAGGACAACCGGCAGCCCGUGUCGGUCGACACCUCUCCUCCCGUUGCGUCCACCAAGGCUGGGGUACGCUCCCAGCCUACACCCAGUGAGUACCACCCCAACAGCACCAACCUAAAGGGAUCCCUUAUCACCACCACCCCAUUGCCCAAGUCACUCAGCUUGCCUUGCCAUAGCUUGGAGGACCCCGACCUCUCCACCCUCGAGUCUUUCCUUGGCCCUUCCUUCACUGUAGAGUCGGUGUUCAUGGACUCCAUUUUUAGUGAGUCAGCGGGCAAAAACCUUCCAUUCCUGUCUCUAAACCCCACCCUAGUCAGCAAUAUCAGUGGGCCACCUGUUACAAAUAAAACCCCCUCAGCUGCACCUAUCCCAAACCACAUUUCCACCCAAAACCAGACCCCACACAGCCAAUCAAACGGCCAGAUGAGAUCCAGCCCAGCCAGUGUAAAAGAGUAUAACGAGGGCGUCGACCCCAAUCGUGUGAAUAAUUCGGACCAGUCACUGAGCCCAGAGGACAACCAGUCUCUGUGGUAUGAGUACGGGUGUGUGUGA